CUUGAAAGCUGUCCUGAUGGGGAAGCCUCAGGACAACACAGUGGACCUGUCGGGCAUCCCGCUGACGCUGAAGGACUUGGACCGCGUCACGUCCUACCUCCAGCACAGCUCGGAGCACAUCGACACGGUGGAGCUGUGCUUCACGGAGCUGACGGACGACAUGCUGCUGCAGCUGCUGCCGGCGCUCUGCGUGCUGCCCCACCUCACCACCCUCUCUCUCAACGGCAACCGGCUCACCAAAGCCAUCCUGCGGGACCUCACCGAAACCCUGAAGGACCCCAAGAAGUUCCCCAGUGUCACCUGGAUUGACCUUGGCAACAACGUGGACAUAUUCUCCUUGCCGCAACCCUUCUUGGUCAGCCUAAAGAGACGAUGCCCAAAGCAAGGCAACUUGCCAACCAUUCUGGAGUUUGGUGAGGGUCAGGUGAGCGAUUUGGAGAGCCAAGAUGGCCUGGCCGACAGCCAGGAGGACCUGCGAGUUGGACCGGACAACACAGGCUUGCAGAAGACAGACAGGACAGUUGAGGCUGGGGAACUCUUCCACUCAGAGCAAGAUGCUGCGACACCACAGACAUGA
Messenger RNA from Apaloderma vittatum (bar-tailed trogon), 577 nucleotides. Its product is annotated as leucine-rich repeat-containing protein 75A-like. The annotation marks the transcript as partial. The record is from RefSeq and is a predicted model, not a curated record. The transcript has a single exon. NCBI's taxonomy places the organism in Eukaryota, Metazoa, Chordata, Aves, Trogoniformes, Trogonidae.